AUGUACAAAGAAUUAAGAGAAAGAGUUCGGAAAGAGAAGAAGGCAUUCAAGUGGCAAGUGAGAAAGCAGCAAAAGUGUAUUAAUCUCUCUAUUCGUGAAGAUCAAUGUGAUAGCUCAGACGAUGACAAUUCGAGGGCGAAUUCUCGCCACCCAUGGGAGAAUGAUGCGGUAGAAGAAGUGGCAAAUCGGUGUAAAGCUAUACAGUGUAUAAUUUCAGCAGUUCGUGGGAUAUUGAAGAAGGCUGAACUGAGAUUGCCAGAGAAUCUAGUAGGGCUUGACCAUCACGUAGAAGAGAUAGUGAGAAGACUUGAUGUUGCUUCUAAUGAUGUACGAAUCAUUGUCAUUCAUGGGAUUGGAGGGGUUGGCAAGACAACGCUUGCAAAGGCUGUUCACAACCAACUGUGCCAUCAGUUCGAUGCUUGCAGUCACGUCGACAACAUUCAGGAAGCAUCAAAAGAAAUAAGUGGACUUCGUAAAAAGGUUCUCAUUCUCCUUGAUGAUUUGGACGACUGCAAACAACUAGAAUUUCUGGGGGAGCCGAAUCAGUAUGGUCCAGGAAGCAGGAUAAUUGUGACAACAAGGAAAAGUGACAUUCUUAAAGCUGUCGAGAAUUAUGAAGUUGAAUGCAUGAAUUGUGAUCAAGCUCUUCAACUUUUCUGCAAGCAUGCAUUUCAUAUGGAUACCCCUCAAGUGGGCUAUUACCAUCUUUCCAGGGAAAUAGUUUCAGCUGUUAAAGCGCUUCCUUUAGCUCUUGAGGUUAUAGGAUGUUGUUUAUUUACUGAAGCAAUGGAUAUUUGGGAAGGCACGCUUGAGAAAUUGAAACAAAUACCUGAUGCAGAAGUCAAGGAGACGUUGAUGAUAAGUUAUGAAUCCCUAGAUGAGAGCGAAAAGGAGAUAUUCCUUGAGAUAGCUUGUUUUUUCAUUGGAAAAGAUCAGAGAAUCGCACAUUAUAUGUGGGAAAACCAUAAAUUUAUUGCAAUUAAGACGCUGAUUUCCCAAUCUUUGGCGAAAAUUGGAGACAAUAGUGUGCUGUGGAUGCAUGAUUUCCUAAGAUAUCUUGGCCGCGAAAUUGUUCGAAAUGAGAGUCCUGAUGAACCUGGAAAAUGCAGUCGGCUAUGGAAUCAUGAAGACGCUAUCUCCACGCUGCAAAAUAGAAAGGGAACUCGAAAGGUCUUUGGACUUGGUCUGGCAUUUAAUGAUGAAUCCAAGAGUUUCAGUCCAGGAGACUUUAAUCCUCUAUCAAACUUAAGGUUCCUCAAAUUGGACCAAGCAAAUAUUCAAGGGGAUUUCCGGAACUGUCUGCCGACUUUAAGGUCGCUUGAUUGGGCAGGUUGCUCUAAAAUGGCUGAUCUUCUUAACUUGCAUCUUGAUGAUGUAGUCAUCCUCGAUCUUUCGUACAGUCAAAUUACUAGAGACACAUACAGUUGGACCGAAAUCAUGAAGUCGACUAGGAAACUGAAAGUUUUAGACCUCAAAGCCUGCGUGAACCUUUCCGGAUGUCUUGAAUUCCCCGCUCCAAUGACCUUAAAAGUAUUGACUCUUGAAGAUUGUCGCCGGUUGAGGCAAAUUGAUCAAUCCAUCCGCUAUCUCAAGGAAUUAGAGUCCUUAAAUUUGAAGAUGUGCUGUGAAGUUGCCUAUUUGCUAAGUGAAUUGAGUUUCAUGACAUGUUUAAAGGAGCUUCUAAUUGAUGGAACUUCUGUAAGUAAACUACAUUUCCCAAAGGGGUCGAUGAAGCAACUUGAAACUCUCAGCGUUCAUGGCUGUAAACAACUGGGUGAGAUAACCGAUUCGAUCGGUGGUCUUCAGUCUCUUUUGCAUCUUGCUCUGGAUGAUGCGAUUAUAGAGAAACUGCCGAGAUCAAUUGGUGAACUAGCAAAACUUGAAUCUCUGUCUCUGCGGAACUGUCAAAAUCUUCUAGAGCUUCCCGACUCUGUUGGUGGUCUGGAUCGCUAUCUGAUAUAG
Punica granatum (pomegranate) is the source of this 1962-nucleotide messenger RNA. NCBI's taxonomy places the organism in Eukaryota, Viridiplantae, Streptophyta, Magnoliopsida, Myrtales, Lythraceae. The record is from RefSeq and is a predicted model, not a curated record.